Molecule: messenger RNA, 447 nt
Organism: Chiloscyllium plagiosum (whitespotted bambooshark)
Lineage: Eukaryota; Metazoa; Chordata; Chondrichthyes; Orectolobiformes; Hemiscylliidae
Source: RefSeq, a predicted model, not a curated record
CACCCUCCCUCACACACACACACCCCCCCCGGAGCCGGGAUCAUGUCGAGGCCGCAGAGCGAUGCGGAGCGGAGGAAGCAGAUCAGUGUGAGGGGCCUGGCCGGGGUGGAGAAUGUCGCCGAGCUGAAGCGGAACUUUAACCGGCACCUGCACUUCACGCUGGUGAAGGACCGCAACGUGGCGACCAGCCGCGACUACUACCAGGCGCUGGCCCACACCGUCCGCGACCACCUGGUCGGCCGCUGGAUCCGCACACAGCAGUACUACUAUGAGAAAGACCCCAAGCGUAUUUAUUACCUGUCCCUGGAGUUUUAUAUGGGUCGCACGCUGCAGAACACAAUGGUGAACCUGGGACUCCAGAAUGCCUGCGAUGAAGCCAUCUAUCAGGGACAGUGUGAGCUGGCUACAGUCAGUGUUGUACCUCAGACGUCCUUCGGAAGUGGUUGA